This is a messenger RNA of Schistocerca nitens (vagrant locust), 1056 nucleotides long. Its product is annotated as glutathione S-transferase-like. Bases 150 to 764 code for a protein of 204 amino acids. The record is from RefSeq and is a predicted model, not a curated record. Gene Ontology annotation, biological process: glutathione metabolic process. Gene Ontology annotation, molecular function: glutathione transferase activity. The transcript has 5 exons. NCBI's taxonomy places the organism in Eukaryota, Metazoa, Arthropoda, Insecta, Orthoptera, Acrididae.
GGGCACGCCAAGGCUAAAUAAAUGAAUCUCUGGAAGCGUCCUUCAGUGUGUGCAUAGCUUCGCGGCGUAGAGCAUUGGUGCUGUUGCUGUUGUAUUCGAAGUGCAUAGCCUUUUUAGAGUGUCAAUUUGCUCACCUUCCACUGCAGAAGAUGGCACCAAAGUACAAGUUGACUUACUAUCCCUCCAAGGCAAUAGGAGAACCUAUCCGUUUGCUUCUGUCUUAUGGCAAGAUAGAGUUUGAGGAUGACCGUUUUGAUAGAAAGGAUUGGCCUUCAAUAAAACAGAAUAUGCCGUUCGGACAAGUACCAGUUCUUGAAAUAGAUGGGAAGAGGAUAUAUCAGUCCCUAGCAAUAAGCCGUUAUCUUGGUAAGCAGUUUGGACUGGUAGGUGACAAUGACUGGGAAGAUCUUCAGAUUGACAUGGUUGCUGACACAGCGAUGGAUUUGAAACUGAAGAUAGACAAGUUUUUCUAUGAACCUGAUGAAGUUGAAAAGGAGAAGAAGAAGACAGCAAUUCUUAAUGAACUGGAGACAAUAAUUAUGCCAAGACUUGAUAAUUUGGCUAAGGAAAAUGGUGGUUAUCUUGCAGCGGGCAAACUCUCGUGGGCAGACUUCUAUUUUGUUGGUAUACUUGACUACCUCAAUUAUAUGGCUGGGUUUGACAUCACAAAGAAUUGUCCGAACCUCAUUGCACUGAGGAAGAAGGUCCUUGAACUACCAGGUGUCAAGGAAUGGGUGGCUAAAAGGCCAUAUACAGAACUAUAAGUUUGACUGCUUACUUUGUUUUGUACGGCCUACAAUGAUGAAGAAAAUUAUGAAUCGUUGAACAGAAAGUAAUUCUGCUUAGAUGUUAGUCUUUAUGUUUCUUAUUAAAAUACUGCUGCAGAAAACUUGAAAGUAAUGUUUAAUGCUAAAGCUUAGUUUGAUUGUUACCCUUUAAAUAUGUUAAAGUUUAUAAAGGAGACUGGUGCAAUGUGUCAUUUUCUCGUGUGUAACAAAUGUAACACUUUUUUUAUGUUCUAAUUUGUUCAGUAAAAUUUGUAUGUACAAAAAAGUA